Triticum turgidum subsp. durum (durum wheat) is the source of this 1176-nucleotide messenger RNA. Lineage: Eukaryota; Viridiplantae; Streptophyta; Magnoliopsida; Poales; Poaceae. The record is from the annotation of a GenBank genome assembly.
AUGCUCCGCCUCAGGUGCUCCCUCCUCACCCAGCUUCUCUCAUCUCCCUCCGCGUCCCCCGCCUCCCACCUCCACCGCCUCUUGUCCGCCGCCGCGCCCGCCGUUUCCCCCAACCCUAGUAGCUUCGCCGUGGAGGAGUACCUCGUCUCCACCUGCGGCCUCACCCGAGCCCAGGCCCUCAAGGCCUCCGCCAAGCUCUCCCACCUCAAGUCCCCUUCCAAGCCCGACGCCGUGCUCGCCUUCCUCGCCGACCUCGGCCUCUCCGGCACCGACGUCGCCACCCUCGUUGCCAAGGACCCCAAGUUCCUCUGCGCCAAAGUGGACAAGACCCUGGCCCCCAUCGUCGCCGGGCUCACUGGCCUCGGCCUCUCGCGCUCCAACAUCGCGCGCCUCGUCUUGCUCUCCGGUAACAACUUCCGCUAUAGAUCCAUCGUCUCCAAGCUGCACUACUACAUGCCUCUCUUUGGGUCCUCUGAGAACCUCCUCCGGGCCCUCAUGAGGAACCCCUACCUUCUCUCGUUUGACCUCGACGGCAUCGUCAAGCCCCAUGUCGCUUAUCUGCACGAGUGCGGGCUAGGUGCUUGUGACAUUGCCAAGCUAUGCAUCUAUCAACCGCGCAUGCUCACCACUAAACCAGAGCGCAUCCAGGGAAUGGUGGCACGCGCUCAAAACAUACGUGUGCCCCGUGGCUCUGUGAUGUUCAGGCACGCGCUGCAUGCUAUUGCAUUCCAUAGCGAGGAGGAGGUCGCAGCUAGAGUAGACUACUUGAACAGCACAUUCAGGUGGUCGGAUGCUGAGGUGGGCAUUGCUGUGUCUAAAGCUCCAUCAAUGCUGACGAGGGCCAAGGAAUCGCUGCAGCGCAGGUCCGAGUUCCUCAUCUCUGAGGUGGGCUUGGAACCGGCUUACAUUGCUCAACAGCCAACAAUUGUCUGCUACAGCCUAGAGGGCCGGCUCAGGCCCUGGUACUAUGCUGUAAAGUUUCUCAACAAAAAUGGAUUGCUCAAGCGCAACCCGAGCUACAGCACUGUUUUCACGGAGACCGAAAAGGCAUUCAGGGAGAAGUUCAUAUGCCCUCAUAAGGAAGCUGCACCACACCUCCAAGAAGACUAUGAUGCUACUUGUAAAGGGCAACUGCCGACUAAUUUCAGAUUCACACGAGCCAAGAACAGACUAUGA